This is a messenger RNA of Trichomonas vaginalis G3, 786 nucleotides long. Its product is annotated as cyclin-dependent kinase inhibitor 2C-related family. Lineage: Eukaryota; Parabasalia; Trichomonadida; Trichomonadidae. The transcript has a single exon. Gene Ontology annotation, molecular function: protein binding. Bases 1 to 786 code for a protein of 261 amino acids. The record is from RefSeq and is a predicted model, not a curated record.
AUGAAUGAGUAUGAUAUAGAGAUUGAUUUAGAUUAUUGUGGAGAAUAUAAUAAUCUUGAAGCAUUUUUAGUUUAUUUCGACCAAUCUAAUGAUGUUGACAAAUGCUUUAUUUAUUCUCCGAUGUUUAAUAUUCCAUCUCUUUUCGAAUUAUUCAUUUCGCUUGGUGCAGACAUCAAUGGAAAAGAUAAAAAUGGCAUAACAGCUUUUCAUCAGGUAUCAUUAAGAAAUAAUAAAAAGGCAGCCGAAUUACUUCUUUCACAUGGUGCAAAUGUCAAUGGAAAAUGUUAUGACAACAAAACAGCUCUUCAUUUUGCAGCAAUUAAUAAUUGUAUAGAAAUAUCUGAACUUCUUCUUUCACAUGGCGCAAAUAUCAAUGAAAAAGAUUUUGAUGAAAAAACUCCUUUUGGUUAUGCCAUGAUUUAUAAUUGUAAAGAAAUAAUUAAACUUCUUCUUUCACAUGGUGCAAAUCCCAAUGAAAUAAUUAAUGAGGAAUGUACAGCUCUUUUCUAUUCUUUGUUCAAUGAUGAUAAAGAAAUAACUGAACUUCUUCUUUCACAUGGUGCAAAUGCCAAUGAAAAAAUGAAUGAUGAAAAUACAGCUCUUCAUUUUGCCUCGAUACGCGGAAAUAAAGAAAUAGUUGAACUUUUUCUUUUGCAUGGGGCAAAUAUUAAUGAAAAAAAUUGCGAUGAACUAACAGCUCUUCAUCUUGCAACAAACUCUGAACACAAAAAAAUUGUUGAACUUCUUCUCUCCCACGGUGCAAGUAUCGAUGAAAAAAAAUAUUAA